GCCAAGAGAAAGAGCUAUUCCGAAGUCGCCUUUUGUUUUUGUUGACCUGGUGCGGCUUUUCAUCCAGUUCGCCCGAGUUUAUUUCCAUGCCAAAUGGCCGCCUUCAUGGAGGAAGCGUUAGUGGAGGCACGGCGGGCACGUGACGCCGGCGAGGUGCCCGUGGGCUGUGUGUUCGUUCAUGGGAACAAGGUAGUCGCACGUGGCGGGAACGAGGUGAACGUCCACCGGAACGCCACCCGCCACGCGGAGUUCAUUUGCAUAGACGCGAUCCUGGCCAGCUGUCGUGAGAAGCGUCUGCCGGCAAAGCAGCUGUUCAGCGAGAUCACCGUGGUGGUCACCGUGGAGCCCUGCAUCAUGUGCUCCGCCGCCCUGCACACUCUCGGGGUCAAGGAGAUCAUCUUCGGUUGCGAGAACGACCGUUUCGGAGGCAAGACGGUGGUGGACGUGGCAGCCGUCGUUGGACAGAGGAUCGACAUCACCGGCGGCGUGCGGGCGGACGAGGCGAUGGCCCUGCUUAAGGAGUUCUACAAGGGCGACAAUCCGGCAGCACCGCCACAGGCCAAGAAGAAGAAGUAGAUUAGUCAGAGGAACCUUACUUUCCCGAACAGGAAUGAAGUAACCAACUAAUUAAGAAUCCGCUGGCCGAAAAGAGGUGGAUAGGUCAGAGGAUCCCACUCAAGUAGAGAUGGAACCAAAAACUUAAGGGACACGGAGCAUAUUUUAACAACUAUUUAUGAAGAGAUAAAGGCAGCCACCAACAAAGUAAAUCCCGGAACCCAUUUACAACAUAAAAAUCAAAAGGCACAACUUAUUAAGCCACUCCCUUAAAAAGGGGCAAACCAAUAAACUUUCCAAAAUGUUCCAUGAAAUUGAGAUAGGAAUUUUAAAGAAAAUAUUAAGUGGAUUAACCAGAAACUACUAACUAACAAAAUAAAACAGUUAGCAAAAAACUACAAACCCUAACAAUUGCAUGCCGGCAACAAGAAGUAAUUCCCAAAAGUAAAAUAAGUUCCACUGCAUCAUUUGUCGAUGUUUUCUGUAUAUGUUUCAAUUUAUUAUAAACUUUAAGCAUAGUCUAAGAUAUAUAUAUGUAUAUGGCGUUCAGAACGUAUGUUUAAACUCUAAACAUAAAUACAAUUACUGCAAGAAAGCUA
Messenger RNA from Drosophila rhopaloa, 1154 nucleotides. Its product is annotated as tRNA-specific adenosine deaminase 2. Gene Ontology annotation, molecular function: tRNA-specific adenosine-34 deaminase activity. The transcript has a single exon. Gene Ontology annotation, cellular component: cytoplasm; nucleus. NCBI's taxonomy places the organism in Eukaryota, Metazoa, Arthropoda, Insecta, Diptera, Drosophilidae. The record is from RefSeq and is a predicted model, not a curated record. Gene Ontology annotation, biological process: tRNA wobble adenosine to inosine editing. Bases 94 to 576 code for a protein of 160 amino acids.